AUGGUGAAAAUUAAAAAAAGCAGUAUGCUGUUUUGGAAGAAGGAUAUAAAUAAAGAGUUGCGUCUUUAUAAUUUUUUGAAUGGUCUAUUUUGUGUUAGUGGGAUAUAUUUUUUUUUUGUAAUAUUUGGGUAUUAUCAAGAAAAAUUACCAAAUUUAGGGAAAGAGAAAGAAAAAUUUUAUUAUAAUAUAUUUUUAAUAUAUGUCCUAUGUUUAUCAAAUAGUAUAUGUAGCUUAUUUGCAAUAUUUAUUAAGAGUAAAUUAAAUAAUGAAAAUUUUAUUCCAUAUUUAAAAAAUAAAGUGGAUAUGUAUUUUAUAAAGCAAAUAAUGUUAAUAUCAAUUACUUAUUCAAUAGCAAUGAUAGCAACAAAUUAUUCAUUAAGUCAUGUUAAUUUCCCAACUCAAGUUCUUGUAAAGUCAGGUAAAAUGAUACCAAUAGUAGUAGGGGGUUAUUUAUUUUUCGGAAAAAAAUAUCCUUAUUAUGAUUACAUUUCUGUAUUUUUAAUUACAUCAUCAUUAGUAGUAUUUAAUUUAUUAAGAACAAGAACUCCAAAAGAAGUUAAUCAAACAACCUUUGGACUUUUACUUUUAUCUAUAUCAUUAUUAUGUGAUGGUUUAACAGGACCAAGACAGGAUAAAUUAUUAAGUAAAUAUAAUGUGGACUCAGUCAAUUUGAUGUUUUUUGUCAAUAUUUUUGCAUUUAUUUUUAAUUUAAUUGCAUCAUUAAUAAUUGAAGGUUCCAAGCCGUAUAACUUCAUAAAUAAAUAUACUGACUCGUAUUAUUAUAUAUUAGCCUUUUCAAUAAGUGGAAGCUUAGGUCAAUUUUUUGUUUUUUAUUCUCUUAAAGUGUACGGUAGCUUAUAUACUAGUCUUUUCACAACUCUCAGAAAAGCAUUAAGUACAGUUGUAUCGGUGUAUUUAUUUGGUCACGUUUUGAAACCUUUGCAAUGGGGAUGUAUUUCUGUCAUAUUCUCAACUUUGAUCAUACAAAAUUACCUGAAGCAACAAGCGAAGAGAGUUCAUGCAAAAAGCAAGUAA
Molecule: messenger RNA, 1035 nt
Organism: Plasmodium malariae
Lineage: Eukaryota; Apicomplexa; Aconoidasida; Haemosporida; Plasmodiidae
Product: UDP-galactose transporter, putative
Exons: 1
Coding region: 1-1035 (344 amino acids)
Biological process (GO): UDP-galactose transmembrane transport
Cellular component (GO): endoplasmic reticulum membrane; Golgi membrane
Molecular function (GO): UDP-glucose transmembrane transporter activity; UDP-galactose transmembrane transporter activity
Source: RefSeq, a predicted model, not a curated record